Molecule: messenger RNA, 1632 nt
Organism: Ophidiomyces ophidiicola
Lineage: Eukaryota; Fungi; Ascomycota; Eurotiomycetes; Onygenales; Onygenaceae
Exons: 4
Coding region: 1-1632 (543 amino acids)
Cellular component (GO): mitochondrion
Source: RefSeq, a predicted model, not a curated record
AUGCUAAGAGCGCUCAGAAAAUUUACUACACGUCGAUAUGGCAGACCUGAAUUUUCUUUAUCGAUAACAUGUCGAGGUGCAUCCAUUACGCAGGAGGAGCUUUUCGCUUACACUAAUGGCCAUUUUCUUGCCAACGAAGAAUACCAGCUAAACAGAAGAUACGUCCGAUUCAAUGUGGAUGAGCUUUGCAAUACUGCUGCAGCAGUCGGUGGAAAGCCUAGUCAGGUCGCAGCCAUUGAAAAAAUAGAAGGAGGUUUUGGCAAGGCUUUCUUGAUGAAAAAGGAGAAUGGAUCUGAAGUGAUAGCAAAAAUUCCAUGCCACAUUGCUGGCCCUCCCACCUUAACGACAGCUGGCGAAGUCGGCGCUCUCGAAUACCUCAGAAAACACACUAGCAUCCCUGUCCCUCAUGUUCUUGCAUGGUGUUCGAACAGCUCGAAUGCUGUUGGUGCAGAAUAUAUCAUCAUGGAGAAAGCCGCCGGCGUUCCACUGUUUCAAGUUUGGGGUAGUAUGGCCGAAUUUGAUCAGUUACAAUUAAUCAGAAACUUGACCCAGAUCGAGGCUCAAUUAUCAGCUAUUCAUUUCCCUGCUUAUGGAGGACUGUAUCUGCGAGCGGAUAUAGAACAACCAAACAAGCCCCUCGAUGGACUUGAUCCAUCUUUCUGUAUUGGACCUUCUUGUGAUCGGGGAUAUAAUCCGGAUCCAAGUCUGGACUUCGAUAAAGGACCUUGGUAUUCAAUUUCAACCCUUGGUGUUUCUAUUGCAAAGCGCGAAAUGCUACGAAUAUUAAAGAACGGCCCGCAGAACCAAACACACUUUUAUAAAGGAGAUGUCAAAGAACAAACUGAACUCUUACAAGAAACAGAGAGUGUAAUGGAACUUCUGGACUCGAACGAAUUAUUAAAAGGGGAAGCCUCCCAGCCUAUUAUAUGGCAUACUGACCUUCAUAUGGGAAACAUUUUCGUCGCCUCUGAUGAGUGUUCAAGAAUAGUAUCCCUUAUCGACCUCCAGUCGAUUUCUGUUCUCCCUGCAUUUCUCCAGGCCCAAUGGCCAGUCUUCCUCAGACCCCCACAGAACUACGAUUACGAGAGGGGGAUAUUUAAGGUGAAACUGCGCGAUGAUUUCGAUACCCUAGAUGAGGAUGGCAAGAUGCUUGCAAUGCGCGAAUGGUCCCAAGUAAAGUUGGCAAAGGCUUAUGAGAUCUCAACUCUGCUUGAGAAUAAACCGGCGCAUAGGGCCAUGAACGUACCCCGUGUCUUCCGGGAGUUAUUUCUUCGAUGCGGAGAAGUCUCCGAAAUUGGCGUUCUCCCGCUUCGUGCAUGCUUGAUAGAACUCUUUCAGAAUUGGUCGGACCUUGGGUUUUCUGUAGAAUGCCCUUUAUCCUUUACGCAGGAGCAGGUCGAUACGCACGAUCGCCAAUUCUCUGAGUAUCAAGGUUGGUAUAAGAUUCAGGCUCUUGCGCGAGAAUGCCUUGACACUGAUGCCGAAGGAUGGGUCGCACCGGGAUUGGAUGUGAAUGAAAAGAGGAUGCAGAAUGAAAAAUUGUUGAGUAUGUACAUUCAAACCGUUGCUGGGGAGAAAUCUUCAGAAGAGGCCAGAGCCAUAUGGCCUUUCCCGGUCAAGGCAGGAGUAUGA